This is a messenger RNA of Monopterus albus (swamp eel), 1878 nucleotides long. RefSeq names its product chromosome unknown C5orf22 homolog (gene cunh5orf22). The coding region runs from base 188 to 1561 and encodes 457 amino acids. Lineage: Eukaryota; Metazoa; Chordata; Actinopteri; Synbranchiformes; Synbranchidae. The transcript has 10 exons. The record is from RefSeq and is a predicted model, not a curated record.
UGGGUGUUGCAGGUUGUGCUAGGAGUAGCUGUGUAGCUAUUAAACAAACUGUUAAGAGGCGUUAUUACAUUGUAUGCUCAAAAUGGAGGUAUGAGAACACGACAAUUAAUUAAUUAGUUACAAUUAAUUAGCUAAUGCCAGGUUUAUAGUGGAGUAAUGAAGUAAACUUAAGUUCCGUUUUGUUAAAAUGAGUUCCGUAACGUUAUCGCUGAAGAGGUUCUACAAGGAGCUGCCAGUGUGGAUUGUGGAGGACCACCACGAUGUGGUUUGUCACAUCUACCGUGCCAUUGCAUCAAGACACCUCCCAAUGCAGAACAUAAAGAUGGUUCAUUUGGAUUCUCAUCCUGAUCUGCUUAUUCCUGUCAACAUGUCUGCUGACACAGUGUUUGAUAAGGAGAAACUCUUCAGUGAGUUGAGUAUAGAAAACUGGAUAAUGCCCAUGGUGUAUGCUGGCCAUGUGUCCUGUGUGGCCUGGCUGCAUCCAUACUGGGCCCAGCAGAUCAGAGAAGGAGAGCACAUAAUGGCUGUGGGGAGAGAUUCAUCCACCACCACUAUCAGGGUGACCAGCACAGACAACUAUUUCCUCAGUGAUGGUUUGUAUGUUUGUGAGGAGCAGCUGGAGAACUCUAAACCUCUCAGACUGAACGUGCUCAAAGUCAAUCCUGUCAAACCAAGACAUGUUUCACUCACAGAAAGAAAAACUGAGGAGGACACAGAGAGGUGGUCUGCCAAGAGACCCCGGACAGAGUGCCAUCAGUCUGGGGAACCCAGCUCUGAGCGUCACUUCGUAGCCACUGACACACUACAGCCUGCAGAGGGCAGCAACAUCAAAGAUGAAAAGGGCUGUGAUUCUUCAGACUUGGGAGUUGAUGAUGAUGAUGAAGAUGAAGGAGCGACCAGUUACAUUGUUAAGAGAUUGUGUGCUUUUCUGUUUGAGACAGAGCCAUAUAUCUUGGACAUUGAUUUGGAUUUCUUCUCAUGUAAGAAUCCCUUCAAGGAAUUAUACACAGAGGAAGAGUAUGCCAUCCUUAAGGAGCUCUACAACUUCAGGGGACCCAGCCCUGAUGCCGAUGAGGAGGAGCUUGAUGAGUGCGUGGAUCGCCGUGUACAUCAGUUAGAGGAUCUGGAAGCAGUAUUUGCUGAUCUUCUAGAGGAUGAUGGGGAAGAAACAGUUUCACGUUGGGCCAGCAGUCCCGGCAUGGCUUUGUUAGCCCGACUGGUUUCCAGUUUGAAGUCAAGAAAUCCAUGCCCAGACUAUGAGAUGGUCCAUCAGGCAGGGUUAACCUGUGACACUGUGGAGCUGCCUCACCACAUCAGCACCGAUGAAGAGAUCGACAGACUCAUCUCAGCGGUAAAGCUGUUUCUGACGCCUCUGCCCAAACCUACAAUGGUUACUGUGUCCAGGUCCAGUCUAGAUGAAUACUGUCCUGUAGAGCAGGUGGAUUCAGUUCAGAGCAAAGUACUAGCUGUACUGGAGAGCCUGUAUGGAGCACUGGAUUUACACAAAGACUAUGAAAACAGCAGCACAGAGACUCUGGACUGCCACCCACAGGCCUUUUAACAAACACAUAUAUACUGUAAACAUCACUUUUGGAUGUAAUGGAUGUACUGUUUGAUACUACUGGUACUUUGGAUAUUGUUGCACUGAAUCCUAAUUAUGUUCUGUGUCCAACAAAUAGAAUAUGUUUUGAGGCCUUUGUCAUGAUUACAUAAAGUGUUAACAUGUACACGCUCAGAAGGAGGCAGAUUACUGUGAAAAUACUUAGUCUUCUUCUCGUUAUGGGUUAGUGAGUGUAGACUCACUAACCCAUUAAAUGAAAAAAUGAAAAAGUAUCCAAUUAAAAUGUAUAUCACAAUAAAGUGUGCAUUUAUUAUCUU